AUGGAUAACAUUCAGACCGAAUCGACACCGCUGCUACAGCCCGACCUCACCUGCGACGCUUCAAAUAGAAUCCCUCCCACAAAGGUUAGGGUCAUUCAGUGGCGGGCAGCAUGGCAGCAUCACUUUUCUCAGUGGUCAGCUCUGUACAUAUGUAGCCUUUUCAUCCUCCUCGUCGACGUCCCCAACUUCCUAAGCGAAGUCCCAAAGUUGCGUAUGCUUGAACUUGGUCUCUGUCGCGAUUACUACGCUGCCACUGACCCAAGCGUCAUCGGCCGUGAUGGCUCAGUUCCAGAGCAUCUUUGCAAGGUCCACGAGAUUCAGAGCGCUCUUGCUAAGAUGAGAGGCAUUCUUGGCAUGAUUGAGGGUAUCCCUGGUCUCAUACUCGCUAUCCCAUAUGGCGUCCUGGCCGAUAGUAAGGGCCGCAGGUUGGUCACGGGCCUUAGUCUACUGGGCUUUGUCCUCAGAGACAUCUGGGCUUUUACUGCACUUUUCUUUCAUCGAGUAUUUCCUGUCCGCGCUGUCUAUGCUGCGCCGGCUUUCUUGGUCCUCGGAGGAGGUUCUACUGUUAUCAGCCCCAUGAUCAUGGCCAUCAUUGCUGCUGCGAUCCCGGAAGCAUCACGAACAAGGGCUUUCUUCUGGGUGCAGGUUGUCCUUCUCAUAACAGAGCUAAUUGCACCACCACUCGGUGCCGUUCUCAUGAAUGCAUUAGGACCGCAUUUUGCUUUCCUCACGGCCGUGCCACUUGAAGCUCUGGCCUUUGUGGUGCUCGGCUUUAUUCCCAACACAAGGGCAUCUGAUAGUGUCCUUAGCAACGACAUGGAGACUACGGAGGCAGAUCAAAACCAAUCACAUAGCGGUCAACGCGAAGAAACAACAUCUGAUCCAGUUUCGUUCAAGGAAAGGACCCUGAAGACUCUAUCACACAUUUCACAUAAUAUCCAACACGGUGUUCAUACUUUGGGUAGUCAUAAAAGUCUGCUGGUAGGCCUCCUAGCACUGAUUGUUGCAAAGAUGGCUCGACCCAUGCUAGAACUGAUCUUGCAAUACAUGUCUGUGAGAUUUGGAUGGCCGCUGGCCAAGACGGCAUUUUUACUCUCGAUCCAAGCCGCGGGUCAGAUUCUCCUUUUUGCUGUAGUCCUACCGCAAGUCAAUAUCUGGCUCAUCAGGAGAAUGAAGACAUCUUCAGCUGCAAAUCUCGCAUUGGCUCGAGUGUCGAUUCUCCUCCUCGCUGUUGGUUCACUCUGCAUGGGUCUCGCUGCUGCUGUUCCAGCGUUUAUAAUCGCGUUCUUUGGAUAUACGCUUGGCAAUGGUUUCUCAUCCGCCUUGCGAUCUCUCUUGACAACCAUGGUACAUCCAGAUCAUCUAUCACUCUUAUUCACUGCCAUCGCCGUGUUUGAAGGCAUCUCGACCAUUGGCGCCUCGCCACUCCUUGGACUGUCAUUCUCUGUCGGCUUGGACAUUGGAGGUAUGGCUGUGAGCCUGCCGUUCUUUGUUGCUUCGAUGCUCUAUGCCCUUGCUGCGGCGCUACUUGUUCAUGGCAUGUCCAUAGAGUCUUGCUCGUCCGAAGCCUAG
Messenger RNA from Fusarium musae, 1572 nucleotides. RefSeq lists its product as uncharacterized. Bases 1 to 1572 code for a protein of 523 amino acids. The record is from RefSeq and is a predicted model, not a curated record. The transcript is spliced from 4 exons. Lineage: Eukaryota; Fungi; Ascomycota; Sordariomycetes; Hypocreales; Nectriaceae. Gene Ontology annotation, biological process: transmembrane transport. Gene Ontology annotation, cellular component: membrane. Gene Ontology annotation, molecular function: transmembrane transporter activity.